This is a messenger RNA of Blepharisma stoltei, 947 nucleotides long. The record is from the annotation of a GenBank genome assembly. NCBI's taxonomy places the organism in Eukaryota, Ciliophora, Heterotrichea, Heterotrichida, Blepharismidae.
AUGUCUGUGGUUCAAGCAGUAACUUGUAUGCUUGAGACUUAUUUAGAGCAGACAGAUCCCGAACCGAGUGUAAACCUAACUACAUACUUUCAUUCUAAAAAGCCUCCCAACAUAUCUAUUAGCUCGCUCAGUUUUAAUUGAAACAAAAAAUUCUGUUCUAAUUUAAGAGAUGUUGAAAUUUUUGAAAAAAAAAUUCUCUAUAAAAUGAAAAAAAUAUAUGAUUAAAUUUUAAUUUAUAUUAAUGAAAAUUAAUUCAUAAAAUUAAUUCAAUUCAGCCUGUCAACUGUUUUUUAAAUGGCACUUCUUCCAUAUAUAAAAUUAAAAUUUUGACCUAUAAAAUACGAUAAAAUUAAAAUUUUGCUUAAUUUAAAGGGGGCUAAUUUACUGAAAAAGUAAAAAUUCUGUUCCAAUUUAGAAAAGAAGUGUAAGAAUUAUCUUCGAAGGCUUGAGGAUUACAUGAAAUGCUCCGAAGAGUGCUACGUCCUUGCACUCAUCUAUAUCGAUCGAAUAACGUCUAACGAGCGAUUUUUCGUCAUCGAUUCCCUUUGCAUCCAUCGUCUAAUAUUGACAGGUGUGAUGAUAGCCGCAAAAUUUUCAGAGGACAUUUACUAUAAAAACUCUUACUAUGCAAAGGUAGGAGGGAUUUCAAACUCUGAGCUAAACCUUUUGGAACUCCAAUUUUUGCAGUUUAAAGUCUUUUUAUCGAAAAUUAAUCAAAAAAAAAUAAAAUUAUUAAAAAUAAAAAAUAUAAACAAAAUAAUGGAAAAAAAUUCAUAUUUGGACUUUAAUUGCAAAAAAACUCCUAGGGCCAAUUUUUGCUCUUGCUUGAUUUCAAUUUGUUUGUUGCAGAAGAGGACUAUCAAAAAUACCAGAAAACGCUUCUUGAGCAUUUCGGUCAAGUAUCCGAAAAGGAUAUAAUUGAGGGAUUGACCAAGAAGUGUGAGUAA